GUCCUUUGAUUGGUUAUUUUAAGCAGGAAAGUCUGCCGGCGUGGACGGCUGCUUCCCUCACAUUGGUGUCCCACGUACGCUCUUGUUUAGCCUUCCCGCUUCUGCGCAGCUCGACCCGGCCGAAGCCAUCCAGCCUGCCCCUUGUCUAUUUGCCCCCUUGCGAGCAGCAUGUCUGAUUACGGAGCUCUGCCGACAAAUGGAGUCGGAGCUGGGAUGAAAAAAGAUGCUUUUGCCGAUGCUGUUCAACGAGCCAGACAGGUACGAGUCAAAGAAAAAGCCAGCCGGGAGCUAGUUAGCUGGUUGGGUACUGCAGCUAGCCUAACGACGCUAGCUUUAGCGCUACUUAACCAGCUAACCGCGUUUCCUUUCAUUCGUGUGACACGCCGGGCUGUCCGGAGGUUCAACUCAACACGUUUUCCGACUGGAUCGAGCUUCUCGGGUAUCGUAGGUCACACUCUUAUGUAAAGGUGUGAUUAAACGUCUUUUCGCCGUCGGGAUCUAUGGGACAAGUUAAAUGUACGAGUUUUUUUUCUUAUUAGGUGAACGCUUCUUCGGUUAACGAGAAGCUGUUCAUCUAUUUUCAUCGAUCAUGUAUGGAAGUGGGUUUUAGAAAAGCCAAACAAUGGACAGAAACGCUGUGGCAGCAUGAACAUCGCGAUUUAAGGUCAAAUUGACUGUCCUAAUAGUUGAUGGUUACUGAUUUGUAAGAUUAGAUAAACAAAGGUUCGGAUUGGAUAUUUAACAGAUUAGCUAAUAUAAAUGUCUGAAGGUAAGGGCCGGGUGUAAGAUUUGUUUACUUUAGAUAGCAGUUGAUAAAUGUUUCUAAGCAAACUAGUUUCGAUAAGCAGAAAGAAUAAUGGACAAACACGUCAAACUUAGGGCUGGGCGAUAUGGGAAAAAGUUUGUCACGAUAUAUAUAUUUUUUUAUAUCAGUCUGUGUUGAUACAUAUUACGAUAUAAAAAAAUGAAUUUUAACAGUGUUUAUUGGUAGCUUGUUUUUUGCAAUUCAAUAAGAUGCCGCACCUAGGAGAUCUUAAUGUCUUUUCGACGUCUUGUCGUAAGGUGUUGCGCUGUAGGAAGUGGACUGAAUGGUCGGCUGUUUCAGCUGUACAGGUGCCACGGGCUCCUUGCUCCGCUCGGAGUCUGUAACCUUUUGCAUUGCGCGUGCUCUGCGGCCUGUCACUGCUUCAGGUGGUGAAGAAGAUUGGAGGUAUUCCCUGACUUUGUGAGAACAUGUACUCGACAUAAUUUGCAGUGCACAUUACUCUGCUUCAUGUCCAACCUCAAAAAACUAAAAUACCUCCACACCGCUGAUGUUUCAGCAGACGCCAGUGUUGUCGACAAUGUUAUCAUUUGUUGAGCCUUCAUCUGCAUUUCUGCUGGGGGUAGCACACAUUUUCUUUUUUUUCUCACCAACAGUGCUGUCAGCUUCACGUGUUAUGUGAAGUUAAGUGCUAUAGUUGCAUGUAGCUGCUGCCUGCUACGACGCAGUUGUUUGCUACUUGGUUCUAAUUCAGCACAUGAUUGAUUUUAGUAUGAAGCGGACCUGGAGCAACUCCUCUUUUCAUUGGCUAUUUGUAUAGUCUACCAAAACAUGGCAGAAUGACGACUAUCACAAAGAAUAUUGACUGUUUUAAAUUGAUAUUGAGGGAAAUUAAUUUUCGAUAUAUAUCGUUUUAUCGCCCAGCCCUACUCCAACUGAAUGGAAUGUAGCCAUUCAACGUCUGAAAACAAGGUAAUUUGGGCGUUUUUUUUAUUAAGCUGAAAUAGUAAUGCCAGGGGGUGUGGAUGAGAGCAUGCAUGCUGCAGAAACAGCUUUUCUUGUUUCCUUUACCUGCAAAUAUUUACAAUAAGUUCUAUAUUUGACUGUUCAAAGAGCAGGGUGAGAUUUUGGUCAGAAAUGACUGCCUUGGCAUGUACAGGACAGAAUUAGCUUGAUAUGAGAUGAAGAUCUCUGACCGCUCAGGGGACUGCUGGAGUCAUCAAACUAAAAGUCUCCCGCUGUAGUGUAAAGCUGUAAACUGCAAGACACUGUUGGUUAUCAAGCUGCAUCUCUGUUUUGUGAAGCCAUUAUAAUGACAGGUCAAAUCGAUGAAGCAGAGACACUCAUAUCUUUUAUGCUCUUGUAAAGGCAAGCUCAAAUUAGAGUCAAUCCUCAACCAAUUAUACUUGAUAGAUCAUUCACAAUAACAGUCUUUAUACAAGAAGCAGUUUAAAGAUAGGUAACCAAUAAGAGAGAAAUAAAGACUUUUAAAAUUACAAAACUUUUCCACAUGAAAGUGAAAUGAAACAAUAAGAUAUAAAACAGGAAAUGACACAGUCUAAAAUAAUUUAAAAUCUAUCUAAAUGAUAAAAUAUAAAGUAUGCUUGAAUAAAAAAGUCACACAGUGUAAGAGACUCAAAAAUCAAACCCCUAAAGUGUCCAAAAUGUGUGUUGCUUUCACAGAGCUAUUGCAGAAAAAGAGAGAGCAGGCUUUCAGAGUUCAGACCCGACUCAAGGAACAUGUAAAAGUUACUAAUUUGAGGAACUUGUCUGAUUCAAUAACAGUCUGAGUCAUUUAGAUGAUGUAAGGUGAUGUUUCUGUAAGAGUUUUGUAUGUGAAGAGAUAAAGUCUCUUGAGAAGAGAAGACCACACAACGUAAGAGUAUAGCAGACACUGAUAAAUACUGUUGGGGUACCUAAUAAGAAAUCUUAGAUGAACUUUCACACACUUCUCAUGCUAUAACUCGGUUCAUUCUUUCAUAAGACUAGUCUAGUAAAUGCCCAUGUCUUUUUAGCUUUUACUAAUACUUGCACCAGGACUUCAUCCAUUAGGUGUCUUUUUCUACAGAUUGCAGCUAAAAUUGGUGGAGACGGCGUUCCCUCAGUGAGCAACAACGGUGGAGCUGAGAAUUAUCCUUAUGCAGCACAGAAACGGUCCUUGGAAGAAGCAGGUUAAAAAUCAGCACACACCUGGACUCUUUCUGCGUUUGCUUUUCCUCAACCAAUGACUCUUCUCUUUUGUAUUUUCAGAUGAACCCGAUGCUAAGAAGGUAGCAUCACAGAGCGAAAUAGAUUCAGCAUUGUGUACGUUGAAUACACUUUUUGAUCCCAUUAUGAAGAUUUGCUCGGUGUGAUUUAUGACCCCUAACCAGUUUCUUUCUUCACUUACAGCUAUUGGUGCUCAGCUUGCUUCCCUGUCCCAACAAAGGUAUAAGUCAGUCGUAUUUUUUUUCCUCACACGAUGCCUUUUGUCUAAGACAAAAAGCCCUUGUGCAUCAUUGUGUUUCUCCUGUCUGCAGUGUCAGGCCCUCCACAAUGACAGAAGAGUACAGGGUGCCUGAUGGCAUGGUCGGUCUUAGUGAGUACAUGCACAUACAUCUCACAGUUGACACGAUACCAGUGUUACUUCUCUGCAUAUGGUAAAACUAACAUCUUAAUGCCCUCACUCUUGUCUCUGCAGUCAUUGGCCGAGGGGGUGAACAGAUUAACAAAAUCCAGCAGGAAUCUGGAUGCAAGGUCCAGAUUGCGCACGGUGAGCUAUGCACUUAAUCCUGCACAUUGAAGUGAAAAAAGUAUUGGUGUGCACGCAGCUCUUUAAAGGAUACCCAUGUUUGUGUUGAUUUACAGACAGUGCUGGUCUCCCAGAAAGAAGUGUGUCUUUAACUGGAUCACCAGAUGCUGUACAGUAAGUUCAUGCUAAGAAAAACAAUGUGAAAUAGAAAUUUAUCGUGUAAUUAGUCCAGUUGAAGUUAACUUUGUAGUUUGGAAACUUUGUUCAUGGGUGUCUUUCAGACAAAGAAGCAGCUCUGCUCAAAGGUGAAGUCUGAACACUGCUAAUCCUCUACAGACACUGAUGUGAUAGCUGGCCUGAUCAUGUGUAGUGCUACAGAUUUAAGUUGAGUUUUAAUUCAAGUUGUCAGAUUGUAUCUUACACCUUUUAUCACUAUUUUUGUGGAACUACUUCUUUUCAACCCAUCAGCCUCUAAGUAUUCAAGCCGACUGUGCACAAAUCAUUGGAUAGCAGUGUGAAGCUCAAACCACACCGGGUCUAAUAUUCAAAACUUCGAGCACAUGUUUUUCGGCGGUUAACAGCCUGAGGGGUUCCACUCGCAGAGACAAACUUGCAAAAAAGAGUUUGAAUAAUUUUUCAGUUAAAACAACUACUUACUGAAACUUGUUAGAGUUAUGUUAAUGAUCACCGAGGGCUACACUUUUAGAUUUGCAUUCUUCUGUCUGCCACCUGCCUCCCUGUGGUAGCGUAGCUUUUAAGUCUUAAGAAGAUCAUACACAGUUAUUACCACUUUUUCAAUAGUUUAGAGCAUCAUGUUUAUACAGACACUCAUCCAAAUGAAAAACUGAGUACACGUCUGUUGCGUUUUGGCCGUUACUGUUCACUGAAACAGGGUUAGUAAAAACUUUUUGCAAACUUUUUAGAUGAGGGUCAACUGAUUUUUGUUUUUUCCGUGAUGAUAGUGAUAACUAGUAGUCCGUAAACGCCCGAACUUAUAGUUUGGGCUGGGGACUAUUAUUUUUUUUUGUACUUUUUAGGGUUAAACAGAAGACAUAUUGUACAAAGGCAUCAAUGCACCUUAUACUUCAUAGAACACAGUAAAGAAACAAACAAAUAAAGACAAAAACUCAAAAAAAAAAACAAGCAAACAAAAUGUGAAAAUACUUUCAAAGAAGAUUAACAUCAAGGAUGAUAAUAUGUGACAACAUGAAGGGGAAAAAAAUAAAUGAAAGGAUAAAUAGUCGCGAGUCCGCAUAUGGUGUUUUAUUUUGAAAUUUAUCAGGACAUGCGCAUUUUCCUUGCUUGACAUCCUGUGGAGAACGAUCGUCUCUGUGCAGAUUGACAGGUGUUGGAAGCAUAAAGCAGUGAAAAUAGACUCAGUGCAUAUCUUAAGCAGGGCAGUGCUUGACUUGCUGCUGAGACGGAGCAGAGAUGCUUCUCGUGUAGUUUGCAUCGAUUAGAAUAACAACCUACUGGUUGACGCUGAUGGAACGCGCUCAACGCGGAUCCUGUGUGUUUUAGGCUAUAAAGGUUGUAAAGUUGUACUGCCACUUACUGGCAGGCAUAGUCCAGCAUUUUCAGUCAUGUUUAUGAAUACAUGUGCAUGCAGGUUUUAUGAUCUUAAACCUCACGAAUGUCAUUCUCUGGUUUGAUCUGAUUCCAGGAGAGCCAAGGCCCUUAUAGAUGAUAUAGUGUCCAGGGGUCAUGAGACAACUAAUGGUCAGGCUGGUUCCAUGCAGGAGAUGAUCAUCCCUGCAGGCAAGGCUGGUCUUAUCAUAGGCAAAGGAGGAGAGACCAUCAAACAGCUACAGGUAAGAAUUACAGGAUACUUCUUUUAUCCACAUCACAUGAUUCAGCGGUUUGUGCUGUACAAAAGAAAAAAAUUUAAAUAAUAAAGGUUCGAACUGAUCUCUCAUAAAACCUGUUUGGGAGGUGCAUGACAACCCAUACACAUGCCCCCAAUUGGGUUAUGUUUAAUUUGCAGUGUGUGUAAUCGGUGUUAUAUUUCUGCAAUGUAAAAUCUUAGGAGCGAGCUGGAGUUAAAAUGAUUCUCAUUCAAGAUGGAUCCCAGCCUCCUAACAUCGAUAAACCCCUUCGUAUCAUUGGAGACCCCUACAAAGUGCAGGUACUCUUUCAGCACAGUGAUGAUUGUUUUGAUUGUUGUGCCUUGGUUUAGCUAUUCAAUCACAGUCUCACCUGCUCCCUUGUUUUUUAUUUUUCAGCAAGCAAAAGAAAUGGUUAAUGAGAUUCUACGAGAACGGGAUCAUGCAGGAUUUGGAGAUAGGAACGAGUAUGGUUCCAGGAUGGGAGGAGGAGGAGGAGGAGGAGGAGGCAUAGAUGUAAGUAGCUGAAGAGACAGUAAUAAAGCGCCAAUAAAGCCAAUAAUAAAGACCCAAGCUCUUAUUAAAUCAACUCAAUUCGGGGAUGUAUAUUUAACAGAUAGCUGUUCCACGCCAUUCUGUUGGAGUUGUAAUUGGUCGAAAUGGGGAGAUGAUCAAGAAGAUCCAGAGUGAUGCUGGUGUGAAGAUACAGUUUAAACCAGGUGAGCUCUGGAUGAUUGAAAAACACUUCAGUCUUUGCAUUCUGUCUUUUGUCACGUGUUACCUUGUAGUCUAAAUGUCAUUAGAAAUAUAAGCGAUACAUGAAAAUACAAUAUUUGAGUGUGAGUAAUGAGGGGCUAUUUUGUCCCUUGUCGAUUACAUCUCUGCUUCAAUCUGUUGUUAAAACUUGUGCUAUUCUAACACUGGCUUGGUAUAAAAUAUCAAUUCAUUUUGGACUACAUAGUUAUGAGACUGUAAGACUGAAAUGAAGAUUCUGGGAAAUCAGCAGUACAUCUUUUUCAUCUAGCUCAUCAUUUGUAUUUUUUAUUAUUUAUUGUUAUUGUAUUAGAUAUUAUAAAACCAACCUCUCUGUCUUUCUCUCAUCCCAAACAGAUGAUGGUACAGGCCCUGAUAAAAUAGCUCAUAUUAUGGGUCCACCAGAUCAGUGCCAGCAUGCAGCCUCCAUCAUUACUGACCUGCUACAGAGCAUCCGUGCACGAGAGGAAGGCGGGCAGGGGGUGAGUACAGAGCAGGGGGCCGGUUUUUGGUUUGUUCUGGUUUUGAUUUCAAUGGUGAUGAUAGGAACAUGGCAGUGCUAUGGAGGAGUUCAUUCAAAUGCUGCUUGUUUCCUCAACAGGGUCCCCCAGGCUCUGGUGGAGGGAUGCCCCCUGGAGGCCGAGGUCGAGGUAGAGGUCAAGGGAACUGGGGUCCUCCUGGAGGAGAAAUGACCUUCUCCAUUCCAGCUCACAAAUGUGGACUUGUCAUCGGUAGAGGAGGAGAGAACGUCAAGUCCAUCAAUCAACAGACUGGUGCGUUUGUGGAAAUAUCUCGUCAACCACCGCCCAACGGGGAUCCGAACUUCAAGCUGUUUAUCAUCCGCGGGUCCCCACAACAGAUCGACCACGCAAAGCAGCUCAUAGAAGAGAAGAUCGAGGUGUGUUCUUCAGGGACAGAAGUAGUACAGCUCAAACACAUAUGAAAGUACAACACAGCUCUUAAAUGUUGAUCUGAACCAUAAAUGCAUCUUCCUGUUGUGCCAGGCUCCACUUUGUCCUGUGGGUGGUGGCCCUGGUCCAGGAGGCCCAGGUGGGCCUGGUGGCCCAAUGGGUGGCCCCUACAAUCCCAAUCCUUACAAUCCAGGACCCCCUGGUGGCGCUCCUCAGUAAGUACACUCUUUGCACAGCUUUCGUUCAACCCUCAUAGAAGACUGCUUGAAAAAGUGUGUUUGAAUGAUUUCUGUCUUUGUAGUGGGGCUGCACCUGGUGGUCCCCAGUUCUGUCCGCAGGGAUGGGGAAAUACCUAUCAGCAGUGGCAAGCCCCGGCUCCACAUGACCCCAGUGAGUAGCUUAAUUUCUGUGCUUUUCUUGUAAAAAUGUGAUUUUUUUUUUAAUGUAGUAAGGCAACUAAUGCAUGAUUUAAGUUUUUACAAUUGUAUGUUUAUGUUGCACUGCUUCACCAAUUCUGCCUCUUCCUUCCCUCAUCAGCUAAGGCAGCUCAAGACCCGAACGCAGCAUGGGCAGCCUACUAUGCACAGUAUUAUGGCCAACAGUCAGGAGGUGCCAUGGCAGCUCAGACCCCUGGAGCUCCUGCUGCAGCAGCACCAGGGGACCAGAGCCAGGCUGCCUCAGGGGGGCAGCCCGACUACACUAAAGCCUGGGAGGAGUACUACAAGAAGAUGGGCAUGAGUAAGUGGGCUCAACUAAAUGUCUGUUCAGGGUUAACAUUAGAUGUAAACCCAAAGGUUGUCACACUGUUGUCAGUAUUAUCCAGUAAAGUGAAAUGAGGACAUGGUCUUCUGUUUUUUUUUUUUUCUCCAGCCCAGCCAGCUGGAGGUGCAGCAGCUGCUCCAGGUGCGGCAGCUGCUACAGCGGCAGCAGGAGGAGCUGCAGCUGGAGGCCAGCAGGACUACAGUGCAGCCUGGGCCGAGUACUACAGACAGCAGGCUGCCUACUAUGGACAGGGAGGGCAGGCACCUGGACAGGCUGCUGGUCCACCACAGGGACAACAGGUAGCACAUCCAUGAUAACGAUCUUGUAUUGAUUUUGCAAUUUCACAGUAAAACAAUUACCUGCCAAGAGCACUUUUCAUGGCCAAAAUGUUAAACGUGAACAUAUUCCUCAUUAAACCAUUCUUUGAAACAGCUAAUGUCAUCACGUAUAAAGAAAUCUCAUAAAGUAACUAUAGCAAUAGAGGAUACUAUGUUGUGAUAAGCAGUACUAAUCAACAGUGCAAAAACUGACAGCAGUCUAAUUUUUCUACAAUAUUUCAUUUCAGGCUCAGUAAUCAAGCGGCUCAUUCAGUUGGACGAUUGCAACGGCUCUCUGGACUCUUUUUUCCCCCCAUCAAGAAAUUUCCUUUUGGCUUAAAAAAGGACAAAACCCUGGCUUCCUCAUCCAUGCAGACAUUUUUUUACCAACCUUGUUUGUUUUAGAAAGUCAAAUAUAAGAAAGGAAAAAGGGAACACAUUUUGCCCGUGUAUUGAACCAAGCACUAAAUAACUUCUUUGGUUACUUUUUAUUUUGUCUCUUCACGUCAUUCACCUUGUCAUACAUCUUUAAUAUAAUGUGAAAUAAGCAUCUUUGCUUGCAAGCUAGCACAACAGCAUCUCAACACUGAUUCACAUUUCAGUAGUUUAUGCCCAUCAAUUUCUGAGGGUAAAAACAAUUUAGCAGUAUUUUGAAUAUAUUCACAUUUUUGUUCAAAAAAAAAAAAAAGGACGGAUUUUUUUCUUUGUAGUCCUCAGUAAUUUUUUUUUUUUCUUUUAAGUCAUUUUUAAAAACAUUCCCAGUGUUUAAGUUGCAGGCAAAUUUCUUCCUGCCAUUAUGAUUUUUUAGUUAAAAUAUUUCCUUUGUAAUUAUUAUUUUCAGUAAGGGGGUUGUGUGUGUGUGUAAAAAGUGAAUGCUACUGAGCAGAAAUGUGUGCGUGUUGGCUGUUAUGAGGCAGUGACUAUUGCAGUAUGCAGGUUGGUUGUGUGAGCAUGUAUGUCUGUGCGUUUGGUUGCCCUCUGUCAUUUUUUUCUUCUUGAUUAGGUUCUGUUAAUGUAUGCUGAUUUUUUUAAUGUUAUUUUUUACAGCUUGUUUUUAAAAACUUAAAUAAAAACAUUCAACUUAACCUGG
Molecule: messenger RNA, 9150 nt
Organism: Xyrichtys novacula (pearly razorfish)
Lineage: Eukaryota; Metazoa; Chordata; Actinopteri; Labriformes; Labridae
Source: the annotation of a GenBank genome assembly